This is a messenger RNA of Cryptomeria japonica (Japanese cedar), 1820 nucleotides long. Its product is annotated as RGG repeats nuclear RNA binding protein A. The transcript has 7 exons. Gene Ontology annotation, cellular component: cytoplasm; nucleus. The record is from RefSeq and is a predicted model, not a curated record. Gene Ontology annotation, molecular function: RNA binding. Bases 304 to 1491 code for a protein of 395 amino acids. Lineage: Eukaryota; Viridiplantae; Streptophyta; Pinopsida; Cupressales; Cupressaceae.
AAGAGAUGGGCAGAAGAAAUGUAAUUUUAAAAUUCUUUACAUUGUUUAAGCGAUCUCCUCUUGAAUAUUAUUAUUAUAAAAACAGGGGAAGAGCAGAAAAAUCCUUCUGUCUUCUUGUCUGUUAAAGCAGAUUACAUUUAUACAAUUUUUUCUUUUGCUCUGCAGUGUGUUGAUAAAUGAUGAAUAAGGGAGUUUUUAGUUGUUUAUCCGCUCUGAAGAAUCAUGGAUUAUUCUUCUUAUUGACGGAGAAGAGGUGAUAUUGAGGAUUUUCGCUAGGGUUCUGAGAGAAAAUUUGCAGGUUUAAUGGCGACGGUGAAUCCGUUCGAUCUAUUGGGUGAUGACGAUAAUGGCGACCUGACUGUGGUUUUGAAUGCGCCGGCUGUUGGAAAUGAAAAACAGGGGGCGAAGAAGGGUAGUGGUAAUGCGCCUGUACAGAAGACAGCAGUGGCGUCUUCAAAAUUGCCGUCAAAGCCUCUACCCCCGGCUCAGGCCGUAAGAGAAGCAAGAUCAUCACAAACUGAAGGGAGUAGGGGUCGAGGUGGCAGUGGACGAGGGGGCCGUGGAUCCUUUGGUAAUAGGGACCAGGAGUUUGGAAGAGGUCGCGGUGGGAACUAUAACAGUGAAUGGGGCUUUAACCGUGAAAGUUAUGAUGGUUAUGGUAGCCGUGGUGGGUUCUAUGAAAGCAAUGCAGAUUUUCCACCUGGUCGUCAAGAAGACGGGGAAGUUGCUUCUGCUGAGCGGGGGAGGGGUGGAGGUCGUGGAAGUGGCCGAGGAGGCCGUGGAGGCAGAGGAUUUGGUGGUGGCCGAGGGGUUGGUGGUGACGCUGGGGAUGAAGAUAAUCGCAAGCGCAUGUAUGAGCGAAGGAGUGGCACUGGUCGCGGCACUGAAAUGAAGAGAGAGGGUUCUGGUCGAGGAAAUUGGGGAACCCCUGUUGAGGAGGCUUUUCAGCAACUGGAGGAAACAACAUCUGCCGAGGAGGAAAAGGUACCAACAUUAGAGAAGGUGGAGAAAGAAACUAAUAAAGAAAGUUCUCCACUGGAUGAAGAGAAGAAACAGGAGGAAGAAGAUAAGGAGAUGACACUUGAUGAGUAUGAAAAGCUUCUGGAGGAGAAACGAAAGAAGCUUUUGGGAGGGCAGAAGGUAGAAGAAAGGAAAGUUGAUGCUACAGCAUUUGAAUCAAUGAAACAACUUUCGCUUAAGAAGAAAGAUGAAGAUGCUGUGUUCAUAAAAGUGUCUUCAGAGAAGGACAAGGAAAAGAAGAAUGAUGCAGGGGAACGAGAUGAACGGAUUAGAAAGCCAAUGAGCAUCAACGAGUUUCUGAAACCCGCUGAAGGUGAGAGGUAUCAUGGUGGAGGCCGAGGUAGGGGUCGUGGUCGUGGUAGUCGGGGAGGUUUUACAGGUGGCUUUGGUGGUGGUGAUAAUGAUUCUCUUCAACUCAAGGCCCCAAGCAUUGAGGAUCCUCGGCAUUUUCCUACAUUGGGUGGGAAAUAAAUCUAUUUAUUAUGAAGGUAUUACAUCUCCUUAUGUUAUUGACAUGGGAGAUGAGUAAUGUUAGGGAAGGAAAUUUCCUGUAUUGAAGAAAGUUUUGUAGGAAGAACUAAAAGGAGUUAUUGGCUUUGUGGAGCUUGUUUUUGCAACAUGAUAUAUAUAUAUAUAUAUAUAUGUAAAUCAUGGGCAUUUCUUUAAUCGAAGGGGUCUCUGUUUAUUACUGAUAAUUGGUAACAAUAUCAUUUGGGAAUAUUAGUUGUUUGUGAUUUAGCAACUCUUACAACGAAAUACAUUUCUAGUUCAUAUAAUGGGAAAUUUACUUCAGUUAUUAA